Molecule: messenger RNA, 1212 nt
Organism: Ectocarpus siliculosus
Lineage: Eukaryota; Phaeophyceae; Ectocarpales; Ectocarpaceae
Source: the annotation of a GenBank genome assembly
AUGCCGAAGCAAUCGGACGAGCCACAACAUCUGCACGGGCUGUGGUUGAUCAGCUCUUGGCUCGGGGCAACUCAGGCUAUCUUGCCCCUUGACGACGAUUGGUGUCCAACCUUCCUUCCCAUAGGUGGAGCAAGAACUCCGCUACAUUCGAACGGUCCGACAAACGGGUCGCUAGAGUACGCAAUGGGAUGGGAUUGGACCCCAUGCGCUCGGAUGCGGUGGUACUGGGUACUUGCUUGUUUGGUGGCGCUUGUGAGGACAUCCGUGGGUGCCGGCGGCCCGGCCGAUAACCGUGACGAGGACAAAGUUACCAUCCAAACAAUGGAGUGGGCCAACGCCACGGGUACGGGAACCCUUCUAGCAAUAUCAAGGCAUGCGUCUUGCGCCGAUAUUGUUGCUUGGUUGCCUCCCCAAUUACAACCUGCGGUGGUGUUCCAGGUUGUGUCCAAAGCUUAUGUCAGCGUGCAGAAGAAUUUUAUUUCUAACAUGGAGCUGCAUUCGACUUUCUCCCGAGAAAACAUGUACCUAAUUUGUCUAGACGAGGAAUCUGUAGAGAGUUUCGGGGCUCUGGGGAUACGUUGCGUUCGCUUUGGCUGCAUGGGUUGCCCAGUAUCACGCCACCACGUAUGGGCGUUGAGGAUUGAAGUCAGCGUAUGUCUUUUGAAAGCUGGCAUAGAUGUUUUGAUGUCGGACGCCGACGCUGUUUGGCUCCACGACCCGAUGGAUGACUUCGACUCUGAUGAUUAUAGGGACAGCAGCAUUGUCGCUUCGAGGGGCGCAAUGCCGGUUCCCUUGUUCCGCACGUGGGGGGCGACCAUUUGUAUGGGCUUUGUCUUGUUCCGCGCUGGGAGCAACGCAAUUUAUCAAUUCAUGGAGGUCGUGGGAGAGUUCACGGAAGAAUUGGAGAAUGAUCAACAGGCGGUGAAUCUAGCGUUGCAAAAGCUCGACGUCGUGUGGGACCCAACGAGUGAUAUGAGUUUCUCCGACAGCACGCGGUCAGGGGUGGGGGUGGUAAAUAGCAUCUAUAGUGGGGAAUCGUUGACAGUGUCUCUUCUGCCGCACAACAAGUACACACGAAGCUGCCGGCGAACACCAAUUUCCGUCGAGACUGUUGUGGCCCACUGUAUCAGCACUGACAAAGGAGAGGGGAUGGCUACAUGGAUGAAGGAGGCACACCUGUGGAACGUUCCAGACGACAACGACAGCAACUGA